Molecule: messenger RNA, 1440 nt
Organism: Didymodactylos carnosus
Lineage: Eukaryota; Metazoa; Rotifera; Eurotatoria; Philodinida; Philodinidae
Source: the annotation of a GenBank genome assembly
AUGGAUUCUGAUCACGAAGAAUUAGAACUUGUUAAUACUGCUCUUGAUUAUACGAAGUUAUCGGCAUUAAAUCAACGUCGUCAAACAGAGAAUUUAAAUCACUUCUUAUUAAAUACUGUCCACUUUUUUAAUACAUUCAGUUCACAACUGGAAGAAAAAUUUCAAAAAUUAGAAACAAAUUUACAGCGAAUUGAAGCUGAUUUUUCUAUAUUAGACUCAAAACUUCGUUCAACUCCUGGCUAUCAGCCGCUCGAUUUAAUUGAGGUGAAUGUUCCAGCGGUGACUGAAAAUGUUCAGCAAGCUGUAGUUCCCACAACUGCAAAUAUUCCGGCUGCUCCACCAUUACCGCCAGCAGGAGCAUCUAAUUCAACAAGUCCAGUAGCACCACCACCUCCUCCGCCUCCAGAACCACCUCAAGUCGAAGCCGAUCCAAGAAUGGAGAAAUACAAGAAAAUGCUAGCAAUGCGUGUACCACCUCAAGGCGUUCGACAACAAAUGGUAAUAGAUGGUAUUGAUAAAGAAUUAAUCGAAGAUCAUCCAUUGAGCCCCUCGAAUCUGAUAUUGAAAGUAAAUAGAGAGUAUCAAGAUGUACUAAAAACGAUGAAUCCUCUUUUGAGUGAUCCACAAUUGAAUGCGGCUAUUUACUCCUCGACACCGCAAAUAAUUCAUUCAUUUUCAUCAAAACUAAAUUUAAUACCUCCUAGUCAUUUACCAAAUAAUCGUAAUGAUUUUAUUGCAACUCUCGUAUCCUCCAUUGUGCCUAGCAAUACGACUGAUCGACAACAAAGUCUUAUUGAAACAUUAAAAUAUCAACAGCAAAUUAUUGGAUCGAAUUCAAAAAAUUUAAAUGCAAAACGACGAAAAAAAAUGUCUCGAAAAAAAAAUAAACAAUUAACAAAACACAUCAGACAAUUACGAUAUGAAACAAAACAAGUACGACGAACAACAACCACUAACGAUGAGGGUAAAACUCUCAGGUUUCUUAUGCUAAAGAUUUCUACUGUUCAAACGUCAGCUGAAUCUUCGCCUAUAAAAUCAAAAACAAAACGUUCUGAAAACUAUAUUGAUUACAUAUUUAUGCACGAAUUAUGGUUACAAUAUAUUAUGAAAUUAUUAGAUGGUUUUCUAAAUAAUGAUGAUCUUAUAUUACAACGUCUGUCACAAGCUGAUUAUCAUGGUGCCUUAAUUAGCGUUUAUCGUUCGAAAAACCCUACACUUGUUGGAAAAAAAGGUAUUGUUAUACAAGAAACAAAAAAUAUGUUGACUAUUGUUGAAAAAGAUAAAAAUCAAUUAUGUUCAUUAAUUAAACGACAAUGUUUAUUUCGUCUUGAAAUUGGAGAGAAAACAAUUUAUUUAUCUGGUGUAGCGAUAUCUGUUCGUCCAGAACAACGAGGAAAUAAACGUUCAAUGGCUAUUGAUUAUAUGAGAGAAUUUUGUUAA